Messenger RNA from Fraxinus pennsylvanica, 831 nucleotides. The record is from the annotation of a GenBank genome assembly. Lineage: Eukaryota; Viridiplantae; Streptophyta; Magnoliopsida; Lamiales; Oleaceae.
AUGGCUCAUUUAGCUUCUGCAGCGAUAAUUCAUCUUCCAAAACCCCAUAUUCUAUUCCAAAAUCCCAGUAGAGUUUUAAUAAAUCGUGGGUUUUCUUCUUCCUUUUCUUCUCGGCUUGCCAAGAAAACUAUAAAAUGUCAAACUGCAAGUCAGAAACCAAUUGUAUAUCAAGGAGUCUAUGGUCCCUGGACUGUAGAAUCCUCAGAUAUUCAAGAGGUUAUUUUAUACAGAUCAGGAUUGGUGAUUUCUGCUGCUUCUUUUGUUGUUGCAUCUUCUACUGUUUUCUUUCCCAAUGAAGAAUUUAUUCAAAGAAAUCUUGAUUUGUUUUAUGGCGUUGGGGCUUGUGGGCUAGGCUUAUCUUUGUACUUAAUUCACAUAUAUGUAACUGAAAUUAAGCGGGCGCUUCAAGCUCUAUGGGUUUUAGGUUUGGUUGGAUCUUUGGCAACAUAUGUAACUCUUGCUCAACCACUGGGGCAGAGUUUAGUACAGUAUGUUGUUGAGAAUCCAAUGGCUGUCUGGUUUGUAGGUCCACUCUUUGCUGCAUUGACUGGACUCGUAUUCAAGGAAGGCCUUUGCUAUGGCAAAUUGGAAGCGGGCAUCCUGACAUUCAUAAUUCCAUCAAUUCUGCUUGGUCAUCUGACUGGUUUGAUGGAUGAUGGAGCAAAAGUGGCUUUGUUGGGAGUGUGGAUGGCACUCUUUCUAGUGUUUGCGGGAAGAAAAUUCACUCAGCCAAUUAAGGAUGAUAUAGGAGAUAAAUCAGUCUUCAUUUUUAACGCUUUGCCUGAAGAGGAGAAGAGGACACUGAUUGAGAAACUAGAACGCCAAAACUAA